AUGGCGGCGGCCUGGCCCAUCCCCCAGGCUCUGUUUAUGGUGCUAGUGAGCGCUGCUGUGGGACUCGAUCCGUGUCCAUCUCCCUGUAUCUGUACACAAGCUGCUGAUGGAACUAAAGUGCUGGACUGCAGUCGAAAAUCCUUACCUGAUCCUCUUCUGGAGAUCCCAGCGUGGAUCACUCAUGUGUCUCUGAAUCAUAAUGAGCUCUCCAGUGUUCCUUUUCUCGGAGACGCUACCUCAAACAUCACUGUGCUAUCUCUCGUUCAUAACCAGAUUUCUGAAGUGGUGGCCGAGCAGCUUCUGCCAUAUUCGGCUCUGGAGAGUCUGGAUCUGAGCUCCAACUCCAUCUCGGAACUGAAAGCUGGAUUGUUUCCUCCUAUGCAGCUCAAACACCUGAAUCUAAGUAACAACAAAAUCAGCUUGCUGGAACCUGGUUGUUUUAGCAACCUCACCUCUCUGCUGGUUCUGAAGAUAAACAGGAACCGGCUAACACUCCUCCCUGCUAAAGUCUUCACUCUCGCUCAGCUCCAAGUUCUGGAGUUGAAACGCAAUAAGAUCAGAGUGGUGGACAGUUUGAUCUUCAAAGAACUGGAGUCUCUGAAGUCUCUGAAGAUGCAGAGGAACAGCAUCACCAAGCUGAUGGACGGCGCUCUUUUUGGCCUUGACAAUAUGGAGGAAUUAGAGCUGGAGCACAACAACCUCACAGAGUUGAAUAAAGGUUGGCUGUACGGCCUCCACAUGCUCCGUCUGCUCCGGCUCACCCACAACAACAUCGGCCUUAUCCGAGCUGACUCCUGGGAAUUCUGCCACCGUCUGGAAGAGCUGGAUCUGUCCUAUAAUCAUCUCACUCGUCUGGAGGAUUGGGCUUUUUCUGGGCUUGGGAUGCUGCAGAGUCUCAACCUGGGAGAGAAUCGCAUCUCACAUCUGGGAGAGGGAGUUUUUAAUACCCUGUCAAAUGUCCGCACACUUGAUAUACGUAACAAUGACAUAUCUCUUGCUAUUGAGGAUUUAGUUGGUAUGUUUGUGGGCACGAAGAAGCUCAACACAUUGGUUCUUCAGAGGAACAAGAUCAGGACCAUUACUAAAAGGGCUUUUGAGGGAUUGGGAGAACUAGAACAUUUAGAUUUGAGCAACAACCGGAUCAUGUCUGUUCACCCUGAUGCCUUCUCCCAUUUAAAACUCAAAUCACUUGACCUAAACACCAGCAGUCUCCUGUGUGACUGCCAGCUAAAGUGGCUGAGUCAGUGGCUGAUUGACAACCACCUCCAGCAGUCGUGCAUCGCUGUGUGUGCACAUCCUGCUCCAUUGGCAGGCAGAAGUAUCUUCAAUGUCCAGCUGAAAGAAUUUGUGUGUAACGACUUUCCAAAGCCUCAGAUGAAUGGGAACCCCAGGACCGCGGUGACCCUUCGUGGAACCAACGUGACUCUGAACUGCUCUGCCUUCAGCAGCAGUGACUCCCCCAUGACGGCCUCCUGGAGGAAGGACAGAGAAGUUCUGUACGAAGCGUUGGUGCUGGACUACACCCGCUACCAGGAUCAGCAGCUUUACUUCACCAGUGUGCUUCACAUACUUGCUGUUAACUUUACAGAUGAGGGACAGUACCAGUGUGUGAUCUUCAACCACUUUGGAUCCAACUACUCCACUGAAGCCAAGCUCACGGUUAACGAGCUACCCUCCUUUCUAAAAACACCAAUGGAUCUUACUAUCCGCACGGGCACAGUGGCGCGGUUAGAAUGUGCAGCUGAGGGGCACCCGCCCCCCCAGAUUGCCUGGCAGAAGGACGGCGGCAUCAACUUUCCCGCUGCCCGUGAGAGAAGGAUGCAUGUCAUGCCGGAAGACGACACCUUUUUCAUUGCUAACGUGAAAGCAGAGGACAUGGGUGUGUACAGCUGCACGGCCAAAAAUGAGGCGGGCAGUCUGUCAGCCAAUGCCACGCUCACUGUGUUAGAGACCCCAUCGUUCCAGCGGCCGUUAGAGGAUCGCACCGUAGCACGCGGCGAGACUGCCGUUCUCCAGUGCAUAGCUCGUGGUAGCCCUGCGCCCCGCCUUAACUGGACUAAAGAAGAUGGCCUGUUGAUGUUAACGGAGCGUCACUUCUUCGCAGCGGCCAACCAACUGCUUAUUAUCGUGGAUGCCAGGCCUGCUGAUGCAGGAAAAUACACUUGCAGUAUGUCCAACACGCUGGGCACAGAGCGUGGCAACAUCUACCUCAGCGUCACACCCUCUUCCAACUGUGAACCAGGUGGCGGUGCCUACGACCAGGACGGUUGGACCACAGUGGGGAUUGUGGUCAUGGUGGUGGUGUGCUGUGUGGUGGGCACCUCGCUGGUUUGGGUUAUAGUCAUCUACCACAUGAGACGCAAGAGUGAGGACUAUAGCAUCACUAAUACAGAUGAGAUGAAUCUGCCAGCAGACAUUCCAAGUUACCUGUCAUCUCAGGGCACUCUGUCUGAACCUCAGGAGGGCUACAGUAACUCGGAGGCUGGCAGCCACCAGCAGCUCAUGCCUCCCCUGUCCAAUGGCUGUGCUCAUAAAGGAAAUGAUGCUGUAUGCUAUGGCGAGGUGGGUGGAGAAAUGGACCCAGAGACCAAUGGGAUGCUGGGUAAUCGUGUUGGGUCCUUGUUUGCUGGACGGAGCGGUUUCCUCCAGAGCGAAACCAGAGAUGGCCUGCCACAUAUGCCCAAUGGUGGCGCCGGCUCGCUGGUCAUCUGCUCAGAUUGCUAUGACAAUGCCAACAUCUACUCUCGCACACGUGACUACUGUCACUAUUCCUACCUGAGUGAGGAAGAUGCUCUAGAUGCCCAGCUGCCAAGGGACACAGGACAAGAGGGGCAGUACAAAGAUCCAACACUGCACAACCUGAUCGCUCAGAACAGUCCAGAGACACAACUCUGUGCCUCACAAUACUACGGAAGCAACGAUAUUCCAGAAAGCUCUUUUUGGAGUGGAGUGGAACCUCAUUCCUUGGAGCUGCCCCAGGGCUCAGUGACUGUACACAAGCCCCCAACAGGUCUCAAUGGCACCAUCCAUGAGGAAAGGAGAGGGGGACUAGACGAAGCCUCUUACAGGACUAACUCGCAGGAUCAAAACCCACCUAACACAUAGAGCCUGAGCAGCACCAAGUGUUUAUGCCCUGCACAAUGUGCCCUUCAAUCCCACUACCUCCUCUGAGAAAACUCGCUCUCUGCCAAAUUAUAUAUAUAUAUAUAAGUAAGCGCCUCCUGUUGUGUGUUUACAUUCCAUCCCAUCCUCACAUUGGAUCUCGGUAGAGUGUGUGUUUCUGGUGAGAAUCUCUUCAGCGAGGACAUGGUGAAUAAGACCUUCUGGCUGAUUCUUUAAACACUAAUCAUUCAUUAAAGCUGAGGCCCUUGUAAGAAAAUGUUUUAGCAUUGCUCACCAUGCCUUUAUUCUUUGACUUUUCCACCUACUUCGGAGAGUUGGAGUUCUCACGGGAAUGCCAAAGCAUUGAGCCAGCCAGUUCCAUGCCGCCCUGGCUCUGAAAACGAGCGCGCGCAGAGACAAGGUGGGAAAUAAGUCCACACAUUCAGGCCCGGGGUGGCGGACCCUUCUGUGUUGGUACAAAUCAGUACCUGUACAGUAUGUACGGGUAGGUGAAUACACUAAUUGAACAAUCUGAUGCUGUCAGGAAGACAAAGGUCCUUUCUGCAUUACUCUUUCCUAGUAAUCACGUUGAUUAGAAUGUUUAUCCCGAGGUGUGGAAGAAUAUUCCUUUUGUUCCUUCCUAAUAUUGUGAGCUGAAAUUACAGUGUAUGUUAAUAGUUUUUUUGCUGUUGUUUGUUUAAUGCUGUUCACAAAGCCAAAUAUACUCUGGGGCUGUCCGAAAACCUAGUGAGCUGCCUUGCUGCCUACUCCCUAUCUAGGCAGCUGCCGAAGUUGAGAGGAUUCUAAUAAGUCAUCAAACUUAUAAGGCAGAUUGUUCAGACACACUGCUUAGAGAGUAAUUAUGUCACCGCAGUUUUCGCUUACUAAGCUAACACUGUUACACUGUGUGGCACACCCAGGUAGCAUGCCAGCUAACAUUUCCCACUUUGUACCAAAAACAGUUAAAUUGUCGCUGACAAAUCCGAAUUUGCAAAUA
Trichomycterus rosablanca is the source of this 4099-nucleotide messenger RNA. RefSeq names its product leucine-rich repeats and immunoglobulin-like domains 2 (gene lrig2). NCBI's taxonomy places the organism in Eukaryota, Metazoa, Chordata, Actinopteri, Siluriformes, Trichomycteridae. Gene Ontology annotation, molecular function: protein binding. The record is from RefSeq and is a predicted model, not a curated record. The transcript is spliced from 18 exons. Bases 1 to 3105 code for a protein of 1034 amino acids.